Molecule: messenger RNA, 4572 nt
Organism: Armigeres subalbatus
Lineage: Eukaryota; Metazoa; Arthropoda; Insecta; Diptera; Culicidae
Product: endoplasmic reticulum metallopeptidase 1-like
Exons: 8
Coding region: 314-2962 (882 amino acids)
Biological process (GO): proteolysis
Molecular function (GO): metalloexopeptidase activity
Source: RefSeq, a predicted model, not a curated record
UUCUGUCGCAUAGUGACAUUUUGCUGACAGACAUUAGAAGAUCAACCCUGUUUUUUCGCAAAGUUGUGUUAUUUCGAUAAAAAAUCUUUGAAAUUAUGUAUUUUAACAACAUUCGCCAAAUAUAAGUGAAAGAGAACUCAAUACAAUUGAUAACUAGUUGACUGCUUCAAAAUGAAUUGAACUUGGAAAAUUUUUCAAAUACAUGGAUAUAUUUGGAAUAGUUUACAUUAGUAAUUGCUAUUCACUAAAUUUAUGAUUAAAUAUCAGUUCAAAAGAAUAGUUUGUAACUUUAUUACUAUCCAGCCAAAUCAAAAUGUUUCAGCCGUCGAAUACUACGCGAAAAGGAGCAAAAGGAAAAGUGCUCGAUCCAGAUAUUGAUUACUCGAAAGUGAAGAGUGUUCACAGUAUUUCGUCCUGGUGGGGCAUCGGAGGAAUCUUUCUCAUCCUCUUUAUUGGCAAUCUGACUAGCUAUACGAACUCUCAUCUACCGGACGCUUUGAGGAAUGCUCAUCUAGCAAAGUUUCCAAAUGCAUUCAUCGCGGAGCGAGCCUACAAAGAUUUGAAGAUAUUGAACGACUUUGGCCCAAAACCAACGGGCAGCUAUGCGAACGAGGUGCUUGCGGUUGAUUUUCUUUUACGUGAAAUUUCCUACAUAGAUCAGCUGAAGAACAAGAAUCAGAUAAUCGUUGUCGACAAACAAAUUGUUUCCGGUGGAUAUGUUGGCGUCUACAUGAACAAGUCGGCCACAAGCGUCUAUAGGAAUGUGCAGAAUGUCAUUGCGAAACUGGAGGGUAAAAAUAAGCAGCACGCACUGCUGCUGAACUGCCAUUUUGAUUCCGUGGCAACUAGUCCCGGUGCCAGUGACGAUUUAUCAGGAUGUGCUGUAAUGUUGGAGAUAUUGCGUGUGAUGUCAAGAGAACCAGAGAUUAAUCAAUAUUCGAUUAUUUUUCUUUUCAACGGUGCUGAAGAAACACCACUGCAGGCUUCCCAUGGCUUCAUAUCAUCUCACAGCUGGGCGAAAGAGGUUCGUGCCUUCCUAAAUCUAGAAUCAGCCGGUUCUGGUGGCAAAGAAAUGCUGUUCCAAAGUGGACCAAAAAACCCUUGGCUGAUUGAAAUGUACGCCAAAGCAAUUAUGUAUCCUUACGCACAAGCUGCAGCCGAAGAAGUCUUCCAAUCGGGUGUCAUUCCCUCUGAUACAGAUUUUAGAGUGUUUCGAGAUGUGGGCGGUGUUCCGGGGAUGGACUUUGCAUACACCGCCAAUGGUUAUCGGUACCACACAAAGUAUGAUUCGAUCGAAUAUAUUCCAAUGACGGUAUUGCAACGAACCGGUGACAACAUUCUUUCGCUGACAAAGACGAUUGCCAAUUCUGAUAGGUUACCGACACAGCAUACCAAGGCGGAACAUACCGUGUAUUUUGAUUUCCUUGGCGUGUUUUUUGUGCAUUAUUCUGCGGAUGUUGGCCUCAUGAUCAACCUAUCAGUAGUACUGCUUUCAAUAAUAAUACCGUUCCUAUCGCUGGCUCGAUCCACCAGCGGCACGCAUGGGAGACAAAUACGAUCGGAAACAAUGGUCGGAUUUGUAGCCACGUUUCUUGGAGCUGGCGUUAGCGGAAUAGUUUGCUUCCUGAUAGGGUAUCAACUAGAUCUAAUGGGUCGUCCCAUGUCGUGGUAUUCUUCAACAAACUUAGUAUUAGGGAUCUAUUGCUGUCCAGCUCUUUUGUGUCAAUGUUUAGUUCACGUUCUUUGCAACAAGGUUCUGGCUAGCAAAACUACACCUUUAAGUUUGGCGCUCAAAGUACAAGCUCGGUUGAAUGGCGUCAAUCUAUUCUGGGGAAUGCUAACCUUAGGAAUCACAUUUACCGGCUAUCGUGUAGCCUACAUCUUUAUGAUCCUAAUAUUUUUCUCAUUGCUAUCAAACACACUAAUUUCUAUGUUCGCUGUACAGAAUUCCGUUCAUAAGUGGCUCUACAUACAUUUGUUCUUCCAAAUUUUUGCCAUUUUGUGGAGCACCCAGUUUUACCAUAUGAUGUUGAACUUGUUCAUACCCAUUACGGGUCGCAUUGGAGCCUCCAUCAAUCCUGACUUGAUAAUAGGAGCGAUAUCCACCUUUUUGACGCUUUUCACGUGUAGCUACAUGACUCCACUUUUAUUCCUACUGAAGAAAACGGACAAGCUAAUUGGUGAACUGGUUGCAAUUACGGUGAUCGCAUUGUUGCUGGCUUCCUGGACCCAUGUCGGAUUUCCAUAUCGAGACGAUAGCUUAAAAGCACCGACUGUGCAGCGACAUUAUAUUACGCAUACGCUUCGGACAUUCCACGAUUAUAACGGAGGAUUGCGUUACACCGAUUCUGGUUUCUUGCUUCAGGAGCUCGAUCGAAAUGCAAAGAAAACCAUCGAAGGCAUUGCAAUGCCUGAUACGAUUACACCAAUGCGGGAAAUACCAGCCUGUGAAAAAGAGCUUUUCUGUGCCAUUCCAUUCUACUCGAUCUGGCAUCAGGUGCUUUUUGAAAAUUACUGGAUUCCAGCUCCACAACCAUUGGUACAUUCAUCAGUGCGGUGUUCUCUGCAAAAUAAGAACAAACUAUCCGAACAUGAACAUAGGAUGCAGUUAACACUUACAGGUGACCAUCAAUGUGCUCUAGUCAUCGGACCAAAGGCGGGUGCUACCCUCACAAAAUGGGACAUUGUGAACGAACUUGCGGACCCGAUUGAAUUCAAUGGCCAGAGAGGAUACUUUGUUCUGAUCAGCAGUGGAUCGAAUCCUGGUCCAAUGAAUAUUACGAUACAUUUAAAGCAUGAAAUUACCAACUACGAUGGACCGCUGGUCGAUGUCAUGGUGACCACGACAUUCUGGGAACACCAGAAGCAUCACGCUCCAGUUUUCAACAAGUUACUUGCUCGCGUUCCAACGUGGGCUCACGUGGUUCCUUCUGUUGCCGCCGUCAACAGCUAUAUAUUUUGAACUUAAAACUCUUAGCUUAAAACCAGCUCAAAGUGAGGUAGAGUAUCGAAUUAUGGUUUUAAUUAUACUAAUAUUGUAUAUGAUUAAGCAUUUCGCUUAAUUAAUUUGAAACAGCAUAUCUUGUAUAUGUUGAAAGUGAUAAAGUUUAUUUAAAAUUCUGAAUCACAAACAAUGUAUAUCAUGAGGCUAACACGAUAAUACUUUCUACAAUAGACAAUUUCCAAGCCAAAAAUUUCAUAGACCGGACCGGGCAUUCAGCAAACUAUUACUUUGUAGCCGCGCAUAAUCAGUCAUGAAUAAAAUUGACGGACAUUUUCAGAAAUUAUAUGAGCUUAGUUUCAUUCGCAUUAAAAUUACUAAAUUGCUACAGCUAAAAUUUAAUGAACAAAAUGACCAACCCUAUUUUGAGUGAUACUAGAUAACUCAUUCGAUUUGGUUCAGUUAAACUGUGAUUUCCCAUGAAUCUAAUGUUAAGUUAAGUACUGUGCUAAAAAUGGUCAUGAGAAGUUUUUCUGAAAAAGAUCUGAUUUGUACUAUCAUUAUUUUCUAGUGUCGAAUGAAUUUUGAGUGAAUCCGAUUGGUUUGAAAAAUCUCCCCAUCUGAUUUUUGGUUGUGGCGGUGAGACAGUUAUGCGUUUAACGGCAGUGUAUGCUUUUAAUGUUAUCUACGUUUCCGUAGAUGUAGAUCUACGAUCUACGAUUCCAAAAGUUUGAGUUAAUUUUCCUCAGAAAUGUGUGUCGCAUGUUUCAUCAUUGACAAAUAAGCUUGAAGCACAAAAAAACGUUUAUUUAAGACAAACCAAGUUGUAUCGCUAUUGUUCAAAAAUGUGGUAGGUACUUUACACAAACUAAUAAAUAGUAGAUUGUUUAUAAGCCAGUACCAAUUAAACUCCAGAAAUACAUAUAGUUUACGAAUACUUCAAAACUAAUUCAGUACACAAAUUGAAAAACAGCUUAAUUCUUAAAAUAUAGAUUUAUUGUUGGUCAACUGCAAUAUAAAAAAAUACUACAAUCUGUUCCUUAAGGAUAUUUUUUAUUAGAAAUACUUAAGUCCCUAAAUAAAAUUGAAAUAAAAAAUUAAAUCUAGCCUGAUUUAUAGCUUUUUAACCACUUGAUCAUAAUGGUAAACAUACUAACAAUUGCAAUAUAAUACAUUAGUUUGUGACGAAACAACUGCUCUAUUAUCAACACACAAAACUUUAAAAUUUCUCAAAACAAAUCAAGCUGAAACUUUAUCUAGAAAAAUGAAGCUUAAAAUUCCAUUGACCAUUAAUUAUAUUAAUGCAUUUUAAUUGAAAUAAAAUACCUACUAGGCUCUUGAAGUAAACCUAUUCUUAAAGAAUAAAAAAGCAAUUUUCUCCAAUAACUUCACUUAACUUUAUAUAAUGAUAGAGAUCGAAUUAAACUAAAAUAACGUAUUUUAUAUCCAUCAAACAAAGUCGGCUUCUUCUUUCCUUUAGAUAGGCACGUUAGCAUCGAAUUGAACACUGAUUAAAAUAAAGGGAUGUAGUGGUUUAAUUUUAGAUACCUGUUACUUUAAGUUACACUCCAAAGUUUCGAUAUGUCGAUAGAUCUGAUAUUACAUUUAUAGAAAUACAAUCUUGAAUUAUA